Messenger RNA from Chlorella variabilis, 3171 nucleotides. RefSeq lists its product as hypothetical. The record is from RefSeq and is a predicted model, not a curated record. NCBI's taxonomy places the organism in Eukaryota, Viridiplantae, Chlorophyta, Trebouxiophyceae, Chlorellales, Chlorellaceae. Bases 1 to 3171 code for a protein of 1056 amino acids. Gene Ontology annotation, molecular function: DNA-binding transcription factor activity; DNA binding. The transcript is spliced from 7 exons.
AUGAGCAGCCCCCAGCCCUCGCCAGCAGCUGCAGUGGCCGCAGGAGCAGGUGUGGGCAGCAGCCCACUGCUUGUCCCCUGCUCGUGGCAGCAGCUCCAGCCCCAAGCCUCGGCUCCCCUCUCUGCCGACGCCAGCCCACCCAGAGCCGAGGCGGCUGGCUCUGGCGCGGCCGCCCAGCACGACCCUGCAGCCGCCGCAGCCGCCACCGCUCUGUCGCACCUCGCUGUCAUGGUCCCCGCGCUGCCGGCAGCAGAGCGCCAGCAGGGCCAGGCGGGCGCAGAGGCUGCCAUGCAUGACUGCUACCAACAGGGGGCCUCUCUCCUACAGCUGGAGAGCGGCUGCAGCCAGCUUGCCUCUUCGCCAGCGUCGGCGGCAGCUGCGGCUGCCGCGCCGCCUGCUACCACUGCCAUGCCUGCGGCCAGCCCUCGCGCGACUCCGGCGGAGCCGCAGCGCGGAUCCGCAGGGCAGCAGCAGCAGCAGGAGCAUACCCAGGCAGUGACCUGGCAGCCGCCGCUGCCCAGCUUAGAGAACAGCCUGCUGUGCACCGAGAGCAGCCUGAGCCUGGAGCGCGCGUUUGCCCUAGCCAGCUCUGGGCAUGCCGCCGCCGAUCGGCCGGCGCAAAUGGUGCCCGCCGCGGCCAUCGGCGGCAGCAACCCGCGCAGCAGCGGCGGCCUCCUGGGCAGCGGCACCUCGGGUGGCGACGAGCGGGAUGGAGGGCUGUGUCAGCAGCCGCUGCCGCCGCCGCCGCCCCAGCCUGCGGCUGACUUCUUUGCGGCUGCCUACGUCGCUGCGGCCGUCGCGGCUGCCAGCUGCCUGCCCUCUCACCCAGGCCCGGCAUCUUCCUCACGCGGUGCCGUCCCUGCAGCCUGGGCAGCGCCGCCACGCAUGCUGGCUGUAUCCGUCAACACAAUGGACGGGAAGGAGGCCGGCAGCAGGCAGCAGACGUGGGAGCCGCUGUCGGCAGCCGCAGCACCGCCACCAGCGCCUCAGCAGAUGCGCGCCACGCCCCCAUCGCCGCAGCAGGCGGGCUCGCCGCUGUCCACCCCGAGCAGGGGAACCGUCGCCGCAGGCGCUCCCGCCGCCGCAGGCCUGCCACUCAGCUUUGGUAGCCCUGCCGGGAUGCUGGGUGGCCUGGGCAGCCCGCUGAGCAGCCUGAGGAGCCCGACGCUGGGCGGCCUUGGCAGCCCCCUGGCAUGCAUUGGCAGCCCGUUGGCCGCCCCGCCAGUCGGGGGCAGGGGAGGUGGCGCCAAGCAGCGCGGCGGCGCAUCACUCUGCGACCUGGUGAGGCUGGAUGCUGGCCGAGCACCUGCCGGCAGCCCCGGCCCUGAGCAGCUGCACCUUCGUGCUGCCACCGCAUUCCGCCGCUUGCCGUGCUUUCUCCCUGCCGCCGCCAAUCUGAGCGUAUCUGCCACGUGCUUCAUGUACUGCCCUGUGCUGCAGGACACCAUGUACAGCCGCCUGCUGUCUCAGGACCUCGACCCUUACCAGGACGGAUCAGCCAGGGCGCCAACAGGAGUGCCAACAGCCGCUGGCGCCGGCGCAUCCACUGCCACCUGCACCGCAACAGCGCUGCCGCCGCAGCCGCCCCCGCUGCCACUGGCUCUAGCUGGCCAGAGCGCUCUGGCGCCGGUGGUGCCUCUUCCGCACCUGACCAUGCUGGCGACGCCUCGCAUUACCACAGCGGCUGCGCCCGGGGAGCACCAAUCGCCUGCUGCCGGCGGCGCGUCGCCGCUGCCUCGGGUGGCGGCGCCAGCCACGGCCCAGCUGCUGCCAGCCGUGCCCACACCUGCCGUGGCGGCCUCGCCGCUCGCAGCGGCAGCCCAGGCAGUGGCUUGGCCGCAGUUCUUGCUGCCGCAGGUCGCCCUGCUGCAUCCCAACGGCCAGCUGUUCAUCCCAAACCUGCAGCCAUUCACUUUCCUGCUGCCACAGCAGCCACAAGCGCCGCACCAGCAGCUGUCCCCGCCCCCCGCGCCGCCGCUACUCACCCCUCAGCGGCAGCAGCAGCAGGAAGGGCAACUGGAGCGCCGGCCCGACCAGGAGAGGGAGCAGCACCAGGCUGCCGAGAAGGAGGCAGCGGUGGCGGCAGAGGAGGCGGAGGUGGAGCGGCCUGCAAAGCAAGGAAGGGUGCUGCGGCCAUCAAAGGAUCAGCAGGCCAGUGCUGCAACGCAGACAAAACCAGAGAAUACGCCCCUGCCCUCCCUCAAGCGCAAGAAGCAGCAGAAGCAGCAGGGCAAGCCGCCGCUGCCUCCCAAGAGGCAGUGGCCGGCGUCCGCCAAGCCGACCACUGCCGCUGCCGCACCUGCGGCUGCUGCGGCUGCUGAUGGCUCAGGGUCUGGCGCCAGCAGCAGUCGCACCGCCGCUUGGAGCGCAGGCGGCAGCCGAAGCACUUCCCCCUCAAUGCGCAAGCGCCCCCGCAAGCCCGCCAACCGUGGCGCCGCCACGCCGCUGCUGCCUGCGGCAGCCGCCACCGCAGCCUCCACACCGCCUGCCCCAGCAGCCGCGGCCUCAGCAGCAGCAGCAGCGCCGCCGCCGCCGCCGCCGCCUGCCGCCGACCCUGCGGUGCCUGCAGGGGCCGGUGCCGGCGUGGGCGAGGGCCCUCUCAGCAGAGUGCAGCUGCUUUCCAACGGCACAGCACAGGAGGCUGCCGAGCCGGCUUAUGUGACCUUCCAGCUGCCCACCACGAGUUACGGAGGCGUGCUGGGCACCUGCCCCGUGCGCUGCCGCUUCCUGUUCCAAAAGCCGCUCAGCGCCAGCGACGCGGGCAAGCUGGGGCGCAUGGUGGUGCCGCGCUGCGCGGCGGCGCACCUGCCCGAGUGCGGCAAGGGCGGAGCGGUUGUGGAUGUGCAGGACAAACUGGGCCGCCAGUACAGCUGGCGGCUCAAGGCCUGGGAGAGCGGCGAGGGGCCCAAGCGCACAUACCUCUUCGAGCAGUGUCGCCCCUUUCAGCAGGCAUGGCAGGUGCAGCCCCGCACCACGCUCGCCUUCUACCAGAUGCCCAGCGGCGCGCUGCUUAGAUUGAAUGACGCCGAGUUACAUGAAUGUAGUAAUGCGAUCAACAGGAGGGGUCUGGCAGGGUCAUACGGGUGUGCCAGCAACUCCGCGUCGCGUGCCACCAGCGCCAUGCCACCUCCGCGCCCCCUGGUCACCCCAGCGACUCCACAAAGUUCCUGA